Messenger RNA from Effrenium voratum, 5260 nucleotides. The record is from the annotation of a GenBank genome assembly. Lineage: Eukaryota; Dinophyceae; Suessiales; Symbiodiniaceae.
AUGCCAGUGGUGGACUUUGCGGCAUUGGGCUCAUCCGUACCCGCGCGCAGCUUUGCCCAACUCGGCUUCUCGGCGUUGUGCUUGUGCACUGCUCGCUUGGGCUUCCCGCUGCUCUUGCAACAGCUUGGCCGUGCUGGUAGCACUUUGUCCGUGCUUGGCCUGGCGCGCUUCGGGCCUUUGGUGCCUCUGGUGGACCACGCGCUGGCCGGCCCUCCGCCUUCCCUGCGGUCCUUUUCUCGGCCGAGCUCGCCGACUUCGGCAUCGAGCAUGGGGCGCCUGGGCUCCGCACCGUCGGCUCGAAGCCAUGUGCGCGCAGAGGCGUCGGCGCCCGUUGCCGGCCUGGCGCGCCUGGGCUUCGUCUCCCCACUGCCGGUGGCAGAUGCGGCAUGUCUGGACUCACCGCUGCCGGCCAGGUCCUUGGUGAGAAUGGGCCCUGCUCCCUUUGUCUUGGACUUCUUGAGGCUUGGCCUGAUCUUGCCGGCAAGGGCUCUUGCGCGAUGUGGCUUGUUUGCGCUCAUUUUCGGCUGCCUGAGGUUUGGCAGCCUGUCCUCACUGCCGGUCAUGGAUGCUGUGACUACUGGUUCGCCCACGUCAAUCCGAUCCUUCGGUCGCUUGGGAUUGUCAUUGCCAGUGCUGGACUAUUUGUCCUCGGGCUUGUCAAUGCCACCCAGACAACUUGCGCACCCAGAUGCCCUUAUGCCCGCUUACGGCCGCAUUCGUGCGGGCUUCCUGCUGCCUGUCAUGGACUACACUGAGCUGGGGCCAUCCCUGUUCUCACACAGCUCCGGAUGCUUUGGCUUUCUGCCAUUUGUCUUUGGCAUGGAGCAACUGGGUUUGUUUUCGCCUUUGCGCUCCUCCGCUCGUCUGGACCCGUUCUUGACAAUGUUGGGACUGUCCAGGUUGGGCUCCGUCUUCUUGCUGCCGCUGGCUGGAGCGUCUGCUUUCGGAUUUCCGAUGCCACCUCGCAGCUUGGCCCGAGUGGGCCUUGCAACUUCUGUCAUGGACUACACAGCUGCCGACUCGUCCUUGCUCACCAGGAGCCCCAGCAGACUCGACUCCUUCGCUUUAGCAUUGGACUUCGCUGGUGUGGGCCUCUUGAUUUUGACCCGCAGCUAUGGGCAUCUGGGCUCGAGCUUGCUUCUGGCUGGCGUGGCCUGCUCAGGCCUCGCAAUUUCUGCCUCGAAUUCCGCGAGCUUGGGUUCUGCCGUGCUUCCACGCAGCUCUGGUUGCUUGGGCGUCUCCUCCUCGGCACUGAAGUUCGCGCAGGCCGGGCCCUUGCCGCCUCUGCGUAGCCCUGCCCGAGUCAGCCCCUCGACCUCAACGCCCGGCUUGCUGCGCGCGGGCUUGGUCUCCUUUCUGCCCUUGGCGGACGGCUCUACGCCCGGCUCGCCGACGUUUUUGCGGAGCCUCUGCCAGGCGGCGCCCGCCACGCCCAUUUCGGACGCCUGCACUCUGGGCUCGUUGCCGCCGGCCCGAAGCCUCGUGAGGUCCGGACCCACGCCAUCCCUCCUGGGGAUGGCCAGGUCCGAUUACGCCUUCUCGCUCCCCGUGCAGGACUUUGUGUUCCUGGCCUCGGCGGUGUCCGUGAGAAGCCACACGCGCCCAGGCUCCUCCACUUUGGUCUUGAACUUUGCGCAUCUUGGCCCAUUUUCGCCUUUGCGUGACUGCUCUCGAGUGGGCAGCCCUUUGCUGGUUUGUGGAGUGAUGUGCUUGGACUUGCUGAUGCCUCCCCCUGACAGCUAUUGCCUGGAAUCGCCGCCCUUGCUACGAAGCCUCGCACACUUGGAGGCGUUGUUGCCAGUGCUGAACCGCAUGACUUUGGGCCCCUUGCCAUUUUCACGGCAACACGCGCGUCUUGGCUUGAGCGUGUUUGUGAUGGGCCUGUCCCGGUCAGGCAGCGUGUUCAAGCUGUCUGUGGUAGAUGCAGUAGCCCUCGACUCCCUGACGCCUUUGCAAAGCUCCGCCAGGUCAAGCUCGGCAGUGCCCGUCCUCGACUUCUUGCAUCCUGGCUUUUCCGUGCCCAUCCGAUCUUAUGUAUGUGCAGGUCUCUUGACGCCGAUGGCUGGCUUGUCCCGCCUGGGCUUCGUCUCCUCGCUUUCGCUGGUGGAGGUGGCCACCCUGGGCCUGUCCAUGCCUUUGCACAGUUCGUGCCGUGCUGACCCAGCCCCGCUCACCUCGGACUUCUCCAUGUUGGGCCCCUCUCCCUUGUUGCGCGACCCCGUCCGACUAGCUGACACGACGUCCGCCAUGGGCCUGGCGCGCUUCGGGUUUCUCACGCCAGCAUGGGAUACGGCGAGUGUGGGGCCGACUCUGUUCCUCCGCAGCUCCGCAUGCUUGGGCUUGUCGGCAUUUGUGUUGGACUUUUCCUCCAUGGGACCGUUUCUGUCUGCGCGCAGCCACGUGCGGACUGGCGUGUCGACGUCGGCCUCUGGCGCGGCCCGGCCGGGCUUCGUGUUCUCGCUGCCGGCGGUGGAUGUGUGCCACAUGGGCCCUCUUUUGCCCACUAGGAGCGUGGGACAGUUGGGGUUUGUGAUGUUGGCGCCUGACCUCUUGAGGCCCGACUUCAGUCCAUCAAUCCGUAGCGCUGCACACCUUGGCUUUGUGAUGCUGCUGGCGGGCUUGGCGCGUUUGGGCCCAGUGUCCUCGACGUCUGUGACAGACAGCACUUGGCUGGGCUUUUCGGCGCCUCCGCGCAGUUCCUCGCGCGUGGGCAGCUGCAUGCCCGCCUUCGCCUGCACCGACUUGGGAAGUUCGCCUUUGGUGCGGCAGCAUGCGCGGUCAGGACCUGCGAUGCCGGCCUUUGGGCUGGGGCGCUUCGACUUCUCGGCGUCCGUUUCGGACAGCGCCCAACCCGGCUUUUCCGCAUUCCUGCGCAGCCUCCUCUGUGUUGGCCCCGCGCUCCCCAUCACGAACCUGGCUCAUUUGGGGCCAGCCUUAUCACUGCGUAGCUCCUCCCAAGUGGAAGUCUUGCCGUCGAUCUUUGGCAUCGCUAGGCUGGGGCUUUUGUUCAAACUGCCAGCGCUGGAUGUGUGCACUCUCGGCUCUUCACCACCUGUGCGCUCUCUCGCAUGCCUUGGCUCGCCGCUGUCCACUCUGGAUUCUUUGUCUCUCGGGUCCCCGACGCCUUUGCGGAAUCAUGCUCGCUCAGAGUUGUUUAUGUUUGUUUCGAGCAGGACCUUCCCGGGUGCUCCUCCGCCUGCCGCGGAUUCUGCGCAAAUGGGCUCUUCGUCCUCGAUCAGAUCCUUUGCUCGCGCCGGGCCCCCCACCUCAGUGCCAAGGCUCGGCUUGCCGGGCUCGAGCACGCCGCCGCGCAGCCGCGCCCAAGCCGGGCCCUCGCUUCCCGCCUUCGGGCUCGCGCGCCCGGGCUCGGUGUCCUCCCUGCCAGUGCUGGACAGAAGCCACCUGGGGCCGGCGCCUUUGACGCACACCUCUGCAAGGCUGGACGUGUUGAUGUUGGCCUUUGACUGUGUGAAGGUGGGACCCUUGUCAUUGCUUCAUAGCCAUGCCCACUUGGAGUUGCCAGUGUUUGUCUCUGGCCUGACAUGCAUUGGCCUUGUCUUCUCUCUGUCCUUGGUGAGCUGCUGCACUAUGGGUCCCCUGCUGCCAGUCCGCUCCUCCACGCGUGUGGGCUCCUCCAUGCCAUUGCUUGAUCGCAUGAGUAUUGGCCUCACCACGCUUUUGCGGAGUUCUGCCAGGCCAGGCCUUUCCGCGCCCCUGUUGGGACUGAGCCGCGCGGGAUCGGUUUUCGCGCUCCCAGUGGCUGACAGCUGCAUCUCGGGCUUCUUGACGCUUUUGCGGAGCUUCGCGCAAGCCGGCCUCGCGACCUUGGCCUUGGAGUUUGCGUACAUGUCCUCGUUGAUGUUGGCGAGGUCCUUCGGUCGCCCAGGCUUUCAGGUGUCACUGUUGGGGGGAUCGCGCUGUGGGCCGCCCUCCUUUGUGGCUGACUUCGCCUUCUUGGGCUCGGCAGCUUUGGUGCGGUCCCUCGCCCGAUUUGGCAGCGGCUUGCCUGUGUUGGGUUUCUCCCACCCAGAAUUUUCGCCAUUGGCCCGAGGCUACACCUGCUUGGGCUCCUGUGCGCCAGUGGUUGGCUUGGUUCGCCUUGGCCCUGUGUCCUCACCUUCAUUGUAUGACAUGGCUACCCUGGGAAGCUUGAUGUCGCCGAGGUCCUCCGGCCAGUCAGGCAGCUCCCUGCCCGCUUACGACUACGCCAACUUUGCUUCCUUGCUGCCCCCGAGGUCUUUGGCCCACCUGGGCGCGCCCACCUCCACCUUGGACGCUGCUCACGUGGGAUCCUUGCCUUUGACCAGGAGCUUCACGCGCUCCGGGUUGGUGCUGUCCAUUCUGGGCAACGUGUACCCGGGCUCGCUCUACACACUCUCCGUGGUCAACGCCUUGCACAUUGGUCCCACCUUCUCAGCCCGGAGCCUUGCACGCUCGGACCCGGCGACCUCCGUCUCCGACGCCGGCUUCUUCGGCCUAUCCUUGCCCCUCCGCUCCCUCGCCCGCGUCGGCUUCCCCCCUUCAGCCUUCGACAUGACGCAGCUCAGCCCUCCCCCGUCCUUGCGUUCCAUGACGCGCUCGGGCAGUCUGGUGCCCGUGACGGGCCUGUCGCGUUUGGGGUUUGUGUCCUUGCUGCCAGCGGCGGGCUUUGUGCACUUUGGUAGCUUCAUGCCUUUGAGGUCCCCGGCUCGCUUGGGAUCCGCGGCUCCGGUGUUGGACCAUUUGCGGCCUGGUUCCACACUGCCUGCCAGGAGCCACUCUCAUGCGGGCGCGCCCUUCUCCGUGCCACAGUUCGGCCAUGCUGGAUCUGCGCUGCUUGCCCGGUCACUCGCGUGUCCAGAACUGCCGGCGCCACCAUUGGGCAUUUCUAGACCUGGCCUCGUGUUCCCGCUGCCGGCGGCGGAGUUUGCGAAGCUGGGCUUACCGCCACCUGCACAAAGCCGUGGGUGAGCUGAAUUGGCGCUGCCCACACCGGGCUUCAAUUAUUCAGGUUCCUCGCUGUUGCUCCAAACCUCCGCGUGUCCGAGCUCCGGCUUGAGCUUGCUGGGAGUGUCCCGGUUGGGCAGCCCGAUUUUCCCCUUUGCCACGUCAAGUCCUGGCUCUUCAACGUCCACCCAAAGCUUUACCAGGCUUGAGCCACUCACGCCUUUGCCGGAAAUGCUGCAUGCAGGCUUCACUUUGCUCCUGCAACAGCAUGCACGUAUGGACUCCUCCCUGUCGGCCGUCGGCUUGGCCCGUGUUGGUUUCGUGUCCCUGCUGC